AACGACGUUGGGGGGGACAAGGUCCUCCAGAAGAAGUGGACCACCUUCCUGAAGGCCCAGCUCUCUUGCAGCCAGGCGGGGCUCUUCCCCCACACCGUCCUCCAGCACGUCUUCGCUCUCCCGCAGCCGGGGGGCGGCUCCCUCUUUUACGGGGUCUUCGCUUCUCAGUGGCAGACCGGGAGCUCCGGCAGCUCAGCCGUCUGCGCCUUCAGCCUGGACGCCAUCGAGAAGGCCUUUGCCGGCAAGUACAAGGAGCUGAACAAGGACUGCUCCCGAUGGAUGACCUACAGUGGCCCCGCCAUGGACCCCCGGCCUGGCAGCUGUUCGGUGGGCCCCUCGUCCGACAAAGCCCUGACCUUCAUGAAGGACCAUUUCUUGAUGGAUGAGAAGGUGGCCCCCGUCCACAACCAGCCCCUCCUGGUGAAGGAGGACGUGAAGUACACCCGCAUCGCGGUGCACCAAGCGCAGGCGGCCUGCGGGACCGCCUGCACCGUCCUGUUCCUGGGCACAGGUAGGGCGGGCUCCCUCCACCUGGAACGGCGGA
Molecule: messenger RNA, 544 nt
Organism: Pseudonaja textilis
Lineage: Eukaryota; Metazoa; Chordata; Lepidosauria; Squamata; Elapidae
Source: RefSeq, a predicted model, not a curated record